UCGAGAGCCCUCACCCUCCCAAUCCCGCCGCGCUCCAGGGAUGGCCGCCGCCGCCACCACCACCGCCACCGCCGCCAUACCCUCCUCCCGUCCCCUCCGCGCGCCCCCCGCGCCGUCCACCGUCCAUCGACAGCUCAGGUGCCACGCCGGCCCCAGCCCCUCGCUCCUCGCGCUGCGCCACCGCGCCGCCCGCGCCCCGUCGGCCCGGGCCCUGCUCGACAAGGUCACGCCCUUCAACUUCGGCGAGGAGGAGGAUGACGGCGGCGACGACCACCCCCGCGAGGAGUGCGGCGUGUUCGGCGUCGUGGGCGACCCGGAGGCGUCGUCGCUCUGCUAUCUCGGCCUGCAGAAGCUGCAGCAUCGCGGGGAGGAGGGCGCCGGCAUCUGCGCCGCCGGGGACGACGGCAAGCUCAAGUCCGUGACGGGGCUGGGGCUCGUCAGUGACGUGUUCAGGGACCCGGCGCACCUCGGGAGCCUCCCCGGGCAGGCCGCCAUCGGCCACGUCCGCUACUCCACCUCCGGCGGCCAGGCCCAGCUGUGCAACGUGCAGCCGUUCCUCGCCGGGUACCGGUUCGGGCAGCUCGCCGUGGCGCACAACGGCAACCUGGUGAACUACCUGCCGCUGCGCCACAAGCUGGAGGCGCAGGGCUCCAUCUUCAACAACUCGUCGGACACGGAGGUCAUCCUCCACCUCAUCGCCACGUCGCUCUCGCGCCCGCUGCUUGCCCGCAUCUGCGACGCCUGCGAGCGCCUCCAGGGCGCCUACUCGCUGCUCUUCCUCACGGCCGACAAGCUCUUCGCCGUGCGCGACCCCUUCGGCUUCCGCCCGCUGGUCAUGGGCCGCCGCCCCAACGGCGCCGUCGUGUUCGCGUCGGAGACCUGCGCGCUCGACCUCAUCGACGCCGUGUACGAGCGGGAGGUGGAGCCCGGGGAGGUGAUCGUCGUGGACCGCCGGGACAUGUCCGUGUCCUCGGCCUGCCUCGUCCCGCACCGCCCGCGCAAGUCCUGCGUGUUCGAGCACAUUUACUUCGCGCUGCCCAAUUCCAUCGUGUUCGGGCACGCCGUCCACGAGCGGCGCACCGCCUACGGCCGCGCGCUGGCCGAGGAGUCCCCCGCCCCGACCGCCGACGUGGUCAUCCCCGUGCCGGACUCUGGCUUCUACGCGGCGCUCGGCUUCGCGCAGGCCUCGGGGCUCGAGUUCCAGCAGGGGCUCAUCCGGUCGCAUUACACCGGCCGCAGCUUCAUCCAGCCGACGCAGGCGAUCCGCGACCUCGCCGUGAAGCUCAAGCUCGCGCCCGUGCGCGGCGUCAUCACGGGCAAGAGCGUGGUCGUGGUCGACGACUCGAUCGUGCGCGGCACCACGUCGAGCAAGAUCGUGCGCCUGCUCCGCGACGCCGGGGCCCGCGAGGUGCACAUGCGCAUCUCCAGCCCGCCGGUGGUGGGCCGAUGCCACUACGGCAUCGACACGCCGGACGAGAAGGAGCUGAUAUCCAACCGGCUGGACGUCGAGGGCGUGCGCGAGAUGAUCGGCUGCGACUCGCUCGGCUUCCUUUCGCUGGACAAGCUCCACAGCAUCUACGGCGACGAGGCGGACGAGCUCUGCGACGCCUGCUUCUCGCGGAACUACCCAGUGCCUAUGCCGGAGAAGGUGCCGGCGAUGGCAUCCGCCGAUGAUGAAGACUGACCAGAAUGUGCGACUAGGGAAGUGGCUCUGUACUCCGCAUGCUUCUAUAGGAUUUUCGGCGUGGCGAACUGUGUCGUGGCAAUUGCAUUCUUCAUCUGAAUUUUUGCAGGUCUUAAGUUUGUAUCGCUGAGCGGCUAGCAUUCUUGGCCUCUCAAAAUUGAGGUUUCGAAACCUUUUUCUUGGGUCAAUUUAUAUACUGUAAGAAAGGUUGACAAGUCAGGCAUCUAAUAUUGCUUCGUCGCCGGCGUGAAUUGCUGAUGAAUUGCAUUUUUCAAGCUCCUGCUGAAUCGGGAGCAUUUCUA
Messenger RNA from Triticum dicoccoides, 1986 nucleotides. Its product is annotated as amidophosphoribosyltransferase, chloroplastic-like. Gene Ontology annotation, biological process: purine nucleobase biosynthetic process. Bases 41 to 1684 code for a protein of 547 amino acids. The record is from RefSeq and is a predicted model, not a curated record. Lineage: Eukaryota; Viridiplantae; Streptophyta; Magnoliopsida; Poales; Poaceae. Gene Ontology annotation, molecular function: amidophosphoribosyltransferase activity. The transcript has a single exon.